Mercurialis annua (annual mercury) is the source of this 2304-nucleotide messenger RNA. Its product is annotated as UDP-glycosyltransferase 88A1. Gene Ontology annotation, cellular component: TRAPP complex. Gene Ontology annotation, biological process: endoplasmic reticulum to Golgi vesicle-mediated transport. NCBI's taxonomy places the organism in Eukaryota, Viridiplantae, Streptophyta, Magnoliopsida, Malpighiales, Euphorbiaceae. Bases 588 to 2000 code for a protein of 470 amino acids. The transcript is spliced from 2 exons. The record is from RefSeq and is a predicted model, not a curated record. Gene Ontology annotation, molecular function: UDP-glycosyltransferase activity.
UAAUGGGCUCUGGUAACACUCAAAUGCUGUCUUCUUGUUCAUAACAUGGGAAAAAUGUGAGUAAUGAUUUGUUUCUGGCUAAUUGGUUGUAAUCAUAGCUCAUUGGAAUUAUCCAUUUUAUAGAAAUAUUAUGCCUGCAACUUUUCAAAACUUGACUGGGGUGCAGAUUUUUCUUCAUACUUUUCUAUACAAAGUUUAAGAGUAUAAUUAACAACAGUGUUCUUUUUUUUAUUGCAUAAAAAUAUAAUAUAAAUUUUUUAAUUAUACAAUAAUAUUUAUUUAUAUUGAAAAAUUUAUAAAGGUCUUAUAUUAAUUAACAAUUUGAAGAGAAAAAUAAAAUUAUAUAAAAGAAAAAAAUGUGGCACAAAAAAUCAAAAAGAAGAGUGCAAAACUGGAACUCUGGAAGGUAGGACCUAGGACCAACCAAUAAUCAACAUAUGCAUAGGUUUUCUAUGAAUUGUGUUAAAUGCCAUCCAUUUAGUCAAAAUUGGAAAAUACUUAAUUUUUGUGGGUUGGUAAGUCCUUAUAUUAUUUGAGUCGGAUGCAUUGCAUUAACAUUAACAGCCUCUAAAAAUAUAGUGGCAGCAAUGGAAGAGGCCAUUGUGUUGUACCCAACACCAGCAAUAAGUCACUUGAUAUCAAUGGUAGAGCUAGGCAAGCUCAUUGUUUCUUACAAUUCUUCAACCUCCAUUCACAUUCUCAUUCUUGAAGCUCCUUAUAAUGCUGGAUCUACUUCUUCCUACAUUGCUACCGUCUCUGCAACUUUUCCUUCAAUCAAAUUCCAUCGUCUGCCUACUAUUGUUCUCCCUUCCACCGAUACCAAACACUAUGAAAGUCUCACUUUUGAGGUCAUCCGACUCAGUAACCAUAAUGUCCAUAAUACCCUUCUCUCUAUUUCCAAAACCUACGCCAUUAAUGCCUUUAUUAUGGACUUCUUUUGUGCUCAUUCUUUGUCUGUCGCUACGGAACUGAAUAUCCCUGGCUAUUUCUUCUUUACUACUGGUGUAAGUUUCCUUGCUACUUUCUUGAAUUUUCCCUCCAUUCAUCAAAACACCACCAAAAGUUUUAAAGAUCUUAACACGAAUAUCGAUGUUCCGGGAGUACCAUCGUUUCCUGCAUCUUAUAUGCCACUGCCUAUGCUCGAUCGCAAUGAUAAGGCAUAUGAUUUCUUUCUAGACUCCUCCAAAUGUUUUCCAAAAUCAGCAGGCAUUAUAGUGAACAGCUUUGAAUUACUUGAACCAAAAGCUAUUAAGGCAAUAUUAGAUGGAUUAUGCAUACCUGAUUCUACAACACCACCUCUCUCCUGUAUUGGGCCAUUAAUAGCAACCAGUAAUGCAGCCAAUGAGAUUGUUCCAGAUUGCUUAACUUGGCUCGACUCACAACCUAGUAAGAGUGUUAUUUUUUUAUGUUUUGGUAGCUUGGGAUUAUUCUCAAAGGAACAGCUAUCAGAAAUAGCAAUUGGGUUAGAAAAAAGUGGACGAAGGUUCUUAUGGGUAUUUCGAAAUCCACCUUCAAACCACCAAAAGUUGGCCAUUUCAGCCCAAUCAGACCCAGAUUUGAAGUCACUGCUCCCUGAUGGUUUUUUGGCUCGUACUAAACAAAGGGGACUUGUGGUCAAGUUAUGGGUUCCACAAGUUGCUGUGUUGAAUCACGAUUCGGUGGGUGGGUUUGUGACCCACUGUGGGUGGAAUUCGGUGCUUGAAGCUGUUUGUGCUGGUGUUCCACUAAUUACGUGGCCUCUGUAUGCCGAGCAGAAGUUUAAUAGGGUCUUACUUGUGGAAGAAAUUAAAAUUGCUUUGCCAAUAAACUGGUCAGAAAACCAGUUUGUAACUGCGCUGGAGGUGGAGAAGCGAGUUAGUGAGUUAAUGGAAUCAGAGUCGGGUAACUCGGUUAGGGAGCGAGUCAUUGCUUUAAAAGAGGCUGCGGCUGAGGCAUUGACCGAGGGCGGUUCCUCUCUUAUUGCAUUGUCUAAACUCACCGACUCAUGGAGGCGUGAGUGAGUAAGUGCGAGUUGUUCAAUACUUCUCUUGACCAAUACAUAAGGAGUGUAGCAUAAUAUUGGUCUCCGGUAGCACUCCAUUGUCGUCUCCGUGUUCAUCUCAAGGAAAAAAAACGAGUGAUGAUUUGUUUCUGGCUAAUUGGUUGCAACUGUAGCUCAUUGGAAUUGUUCAUUAUGUAUAAGCAUCAUGCCUGAAACUUUAACAAAUUUGGCUGGAGUGAAUUCUUUUAUUCAUACUAGUUUUUUAUGCAAAGUUUAAGAUUAAUUAUAAAUUUUAGUUAUAUAAGAAUAUUUAUUUUAAUUUA